CGGCAUGGCUGGCGUGAGCUUCGGCGCCAACCGGCUGGAGCUGCUGGCCUCGUACCAGGAGGUGAUCGCGGAGGACAGCCCCACCGACUGGGCUAUAUACACCUAUGAGGAUGACUCCGACAACCUGAAGCUGGCUGCCUCAGGAACUGGUGGCCUGCAAGAGCUCUCCAGCCACUUUGAGAAUCAGAAGGUGAUGUAUGGAUUCUGCAGCGUCAAGGACCCACAGGCCACCCUGCCUAAAUAUGUUCUUGUCAACUGGGUAGGAGAGGAUGUAGCUGAUGCCCGCAAGUGUGCCUGUGCCAGUCAUGUGGCUAAGGUUGCUGAGUUCUUCCAGGGUGUGGAUGUAAUUGUCAAUGCUAGCAGUGUGGAAGACAUCGAUCCAGGAGCCAUUGGGCAGCGGCUCUCCAAUGGCCUGGCCCGCAUCGCCAGCCCGGUGCUGCACCGCCUUCGCUUGCGUGAGGAUGAAAACGCCCAGCCUGUGGGCACAACCUAUCAAAAAACCGAUGCAGCUGUGGAGAUGAAACGACUCAACCGGGAACAAUUCUGGGAGCAAGCCAAGAAAGAGGAGGAGCUGCGCAAAGAGGAGGAACGGAAGAAGGCCAUGGAUGAGCGGCUGCGCUUUGAACAAGAGCGCAUGGAGCAAGAGAGGCAGGAGCAGGAGGAGCGUGAGAAGCGCUACCGGGAGCGUGAGGAACAGAUCGAGGAACACAGGAGAAAACAGCAGAGCCUGGAAGCAGAGGAGGCCAAGCAGCGGUUGAAGGAGCAGUCCAUCUUUGGGGAGCAGGAGGACGAUGAAGACAGGCAGCAGCCCAAAAAGUCUGAGUCGGAGGUGGAGGAGGCGGCUGCCAUAAUUGCCCAGCGGCCCGAGAAUCCCCGCGAGUUCUUCAGGCAGCAAGAGCGAGUGGCCUCGGCCAGUUCAGAGACACCCCCGCCCUUCAACAGAACAGCAGGUCGUCUGCACUGUCCUUUCAUAAAGACACCUGACAGUGGGCCUUCCUCCUCCUCUUCCUCCUCCUCCCCUCCACGGACUCCCUUCCCCUAUAUCACUUGCCACCGUACACCAAACCUCUCCUCCUUUUUCCCAUGCAGCCAGACGGACACACACAGAAAAGUAUCUGCCUCCGCCAGCAGCCCCUGCGACUCCAGUACAGCCUCAACGCCUGUGGGCGAGCAGAUUGAGCGUGCCCUGGAUGAGGUAACGCAUCAGGAUGCUUUGAAAGAUUCCUCCAGCCCAAGCAGUGAGGAGACAGCAGUGGCACCUGCUACAAACUGGGCUCCUCCCAGUGUGGAGCAACCAGGGGAGAAGGCAGAAGAGCCCCCUGGGGUGUCAGCCUGGCCAGAAGCUGACUGGACAGAGCCUCAUCAAAGCGGGACAGGCCCCGCGGAAGAGCAGGUGUUCCCAGAGUCCAAAGAGGAGCCUCUGUUCCCCGAAGCCCUGCCUCUCAAGGAAGAGCCUUUCUUCCCAGCAGCCCCACUGCCCAUGCCGAACGAAGGGGCGCUAGAUCUGGGGGAGGCCUUUGGGUUUUCCCAGCCACCGGCUCCCCUGUCAGAAAACCUCCUUGACCUGUGGCAGAAUGACAGUGCUGUCCCGGAGCCCACCCAGCCUGAUGCCUGGCCGAUCCAGGGGGGUGGGCCCCCCACUCCUGCCCCGUGGGACCUUCAUGACGGGCCUCCCGCAGCCGCCCCCAUGCUGGUUGAGGUGGAUGCCCCCCCAGAGGCACCGGAGCCCCCAGCCUCCGCAGGCCUCACCGACGAUAACCUGCUGAACUUCAAUGACCUGCCUGAGCCUCCCGCCACCUUUUGCGACGCUGAGCAGGAUGAAGAGCCAGCCAGCAUCAUCGCCAUUGAAGGGCUGCACCAGAUGACGCUGAGCUACCAGCAUGCCCUGCAGGAAGCCUCGGGGGUGCACCCGGGGACCCAGCUGCUCACCAAUGGAGAGACCGCCCAGAAGGAAAGCACGCAGACCAGUGAAGGUUAUUUCAGCCAAUCACAAGAUGAAGACUUCAACCAAUCGGAAGAGCCUUCUGCUAAAGCUCCUCCGCCAGUGUUCUACAACAAGCCCCCAGAGAUCGAUAUCACCUGUUGGGAUGCUGAUCCAGUGCCAGAAGAGGAGGAGAGCUUCGGGGGCAACGUUUAAGAGCCGCUCCCGUGCCCAGCUCCUGUAUCCUGCACCUCGCAAGCCCAGCGUGUGCAAGGCUGGGGCAGCCGCAGUGAGGGCCUGGUGCCUGCUUGCUCUGUAUUGUAGCCCUGCGGUCCCAAAGGCCUCAGAUUGUACCCCAGAUAGCCAGAUAGGAUGUUCUCCGUGGUCCUCCGGGGUAACUUUUCCAGCGCGCGCUCUCUUUCUCUCUCUCUUCUCUUUCUCUCUCUCUCUUUUUCUAAUGUUGUCAAUAGGAAACGUGUAAAUCUGCCUGGUCCCCUCUUUGUUGGUAGCUUCCUCGCAGCCCCCUUAACACUUCCCGAUUGCCUCUGCCUGUUGGGUUUUUUUUUUCUGUCCUCCCCCCCCCAAUGCCAUUGAUGCCAUGUGGGUUCAU
This is a messenger RNA of Euleptes europaea (tarantolino), 2531 nucleotides long. RefSeq names its product drebrin 1 (gene DBN1). Gene Ontology annotation, cellular component: site of polarized growth; dendrite; postsynaptic density. Bases 5 to 2137 code for a protein of 710 amino acids. Gene Ontology annotation, biological process: positive regulation of dendritic spine morphogenesis; regulation of actin filament polymerization; postsynaptic actin cytoskeleton organization. Lineage: Eukaryota; Metazoa; Chordata; Lepidosauria; Squamata; Sphaerodactylidae. The transcript is spliced from 15 exons. The record is from RefSeq and is a predicted model, not a curated record. Gene Ontology annotation, molecular function: actin filament binding.